AUGCAGAGGAUCAGGAGUUCAGGACUCCGCCGAGAGAAGCCGACUAGCAACUCCAAGGAAAAAUGGACCCCGAGAAGCAGAUCAAGUUCAUGACCUACAACGUUUGGUCCCGCGAUGACAUUGUCGUCUACAGAAGAAUGCAGGGCAUCGGCCGCUGUGUGGAGGAACAUCAGCCUGAUGUGAUCUUCUUUCAGGAAAUCACCCCCUACAUUCUUAAGAUUUGUCAUAGUUUCUCAUGGUGGAAAGAUUACCAUUGUUCACCGAUCUCCCUGGAAGAACGCGAAGGCAAAAGCUUCUGCAUAAUGCUGAGCAAGGUUCCUAUGGAGAAUCACGCGCGCUGGAAGUUCACCACCACGGCAACAGGCAAAAGCUAUCUAGAGGCCGACAUUAUCCCAGGCCUCGAGCUGGGGUCGAUGACGGCGAUGAAGCCAAUCCGCAUCGCCACGACCCAGCUCGAGCCCCCCUGCCCACCGGAGUCAGUGCGCUGCAUGGAGCGCUACACGCAAGCCGAGCACUCCAUGGCGGCGCUGAGCAGCGCGGAGAACGUCGUGUUCGGCGGCGACAUGAGCUGGGACGACAACAUGGACCUGCCGUUCCCACUCCCCGCAGGCUGGGUCGACGCCUGGACAGAACUGAGGAGUCUGAACCAAUACAGUUGGACUUACAACAGUUUCUGGGCCGAAAAGAUCGGGGAGUUCAAUGGCUACAGAGCUCCUGUCUCAGAGAUGAAGAAGCGGUCAGACCGGUUUGUGUGCAAGCUACAAGAUUACACACUGAAAGCAAUCGAUCUGAUCGAGGACAAGGGUCUUGGGAUUUGUUAUGUGAAGAAGUACAAGCGGAUCGACCUCGAAAAGGUGGAGCUAAUGCGGAGUUGUCACCGCGGGUUGGUUCUGACCAUCGUCCCCAACGAGCCCUUGUCAAGCGCGCAGCAGCACGGGUGAAUAAGAUUGUCUGAUGACACAGCUUCUUUUUCGUCUCUGAUGUCCCCAGCUCUGAGUUGCAACCAUAACUGCGUUAAAACAUUUACGUUUUUGAAUCUUUGCUUUUUUAUGGAGCUUACUGUCAACAAGAAAUUCAUGUUUGUCGGUUGGAUAUAUCGAUUUUGCGCAAAAUUGUGCACU
Molecule: messenger RNA, 1121 nt
Organism: Triticum aestivum (bread wheat)
Lineage: Eukaryota; Viridiplantae; Streptophyta; Magnoliopsida; Poales; Poaceae
Exons: 4
Coding region: 63-941 (292 amino acids)
Biological process (GO): double-strand break repair
Cellular component (GO): cytoplasm; PML body
Molecular function (GO): single-stranded DNA binding; 5'-tyrosyl-DNA phosphodiesterase activity
Source: RefSeq, a predicted model, not a curated record